Exophiala aquamarina CBS 119918 is the source of this 423-nucleotide messenger RNA. RefSeq lists its product as uncharacterized. Bases 1 to 423 code for a protein of 140 amino acids. The record is from RefSeq and is a predicted model, not a curated record. The transcript is spliced from 2 exons. Lineage: Eukaryota; Fungi; Ascomycota; Eurotiomycetes; Chaetothyriales; Herpotrichiellaceae.
AUGCCCAUAACAGGCAUCGCCCACAUCAACCUGACUGUCCCUUCGGGGACCCUCCCUCUGGCUACUGAAUUCUACAGCGGAACACUCGGCCUCACACCUCGGCCCGUCCCCCACUUGCAGAGGGACAGCCUGGCGUGGUUCGAUAUCGCCGACUCAGGCCAGCAGGUGCACAUCGCGUUCGGGAAACCGUCGGACUUCACCGGCCCGGACUCCAGCCGCCAUCCGUGUUUCAAGCUGAGUGACGGCGAGGCCUUGUUGGAGAUGCGGAGGAAGGUGUAUGAGCAUUUCCAGCGGGGUGGUGAGAGCGCGCCGAAGGCGGCGGAUAAGCCUGGGGAUGUGGAUUCUGGCGCAAAGGGAGUUGAAUAUCCACAGCGGUUCUUCGCGCGCGAUUAUGCGGGGAAUAGGUUGGAGUUCAGCCUGUGA